Molecule: messenger RNA, 679 nt
Organism: Scutellospora calospora
Lineage: Eukaryota; Fungi; Glomeromycota; Glomeromycetes; Diversisporales; Gigasporaceae
Source: the annotation of a GenBank genome assembly
AUGGAAUUUGCAUAUGAACCAGCUAACGAAGACGUACGUGUAGUUGUCGGUGUAGAUUUUGGUACUACAUAUUCAGGAUUUGCAUAUGCUUAUAUUCAAGAAAAUAAGGAAAGAAUUGAAAUUGUAGUAAAUGAUGAAUGGGGAAAUUUUAAAAGUCCAAAUAAAACUAAUACUGCAUUACAAUAUGACGAGACUAAUAGAGUUGUUGUUAAUUGGGGUGCUGGCGCAUUAAGUUCUGAGCCCAAAAAACGAAAAAGAUUUAAUUUACCAAAGCCAAUAGAAUAUUUCAAAUUUUAUUUGGGUGAUGAUCUUCCUGAAAAUAAAAAACCAAAACUACCGCAAGAAAUUACUUUUGAAAAGGCUAUAUCUGACUUUCUUCGUGAAAUGGAAAAUCAUUGGCCUGGAAUAGAUUUUUACAAACACGUAUUACUUGUUUUUUCUGUGCCAGCUGAAUUCAACGAAAUGGUUAGAGUUAUUAUGAGAAGAUGCAUAUAUAAUGCCGGAUUAAUUAGAUCUCUUGGCACUUUAAAUCUUCAAUUUACCACUGAACCGGAAGCUGCUUCAAUAUAUUGCAUCAAUAAAUUAAAAGAGCUUAAUAUGAAAGAAGGAGUAACUUAUUUGGUUGUUGAUUGUGGCGGAGGGACUGUAGAUUUAACAGUCAGAAGAUUAUUAAAUGGUG